UGAAAACGGAGAGAUGAUGCUUGAAUUCUUGGGAAGCAACGAGCUGAUGCCAUUGAACGGUAGGAGGGAAUGCGAUAAGCCGGAGUUCACCAGGCAGCGGGCAGUUUGCAGUGAAUACUCGAUCCUCGACUACAUCCUGGUAGAUAGGGGGAGCACACAGAUCCCAGAGCUGCACGUGAGUGCGAUAGAUAUAGGUUCGACCGACCACUUCCUCAUAUGGGCAAACAUCGACCGAUCCAGAAAGAUCAAGAGUAAGAAACAGAGGAAAGUGUUCCGAUGGAAGGUAGAGCGUUUGGGAGACGAUGGGACACGGGAUGAAUUCCAGAAGGGGCUGGCUGGUAGUGUAGAAUCCUUCAGGAAACUGCUGAGAAGCGUCGAAGACGGACAGGUAGACGUACAGGCAGCAGGGGACAGGGUGAUUGAAGGGUGGGAGUCCAUCGUGAACGCAACGGCAGAGAGAGUAGUGGGAAGGAAGGUGGUGAAGGGACUAGUGAAAAAGAAGAAAAAGUGUAUUUGGGACGAAGUAGUGCAGAAGGCCAACGGAGGCCUGGAGGGAAACGUCAAGCAGAUGUGGGAAGGGAUUAGUGGAAUGGUAAAAAAGACCGCGCAAGGGGGGGAUACAGGGGUCGCAACUUUGCGAGGUGUGAACGGUGGAUUAGUCAGCAGUGGGAAGGGAAAAAGGGAAGUUCUAGCAGGACACUACAAGAGACUUGGAGUGCCCUCGGAGAAUGAAGCUUUUGACCAAGCGUUUAAGAAGGAGGUGGACGCAUGGGCCCAAAAAGAAGAAGAGACAUCGAAGGCAGACGUUGGGAACGUAGAACUAGAAAAGGAGUUCACUGAGGACGAGGUUGAGGCGUGUGUGAACAAGCUGAAGUGCCACAAAGCAGCAGGAGCGGAUGGGAUAGUCAACGAGUUCAUGAAGUUUGGGGGGAAGGGGAUGAUCCAGCUGAUGGUACUGCUAUACAAUUGGGUGUGGAAAAACGAGUAUACGCCAAGUAGAUGGAGGGAAGGAGUGGUUGUGAACUUGUUUAAGAAAGGAGACAAGACUGACCCAGGAAACUACAGGGGGAUCACACUGUUGAACACAGUAGGAAAAGUGUUCUGUAAGCUGCUGAACGAUAGGAUAGUGGGAGUAUUGGAGAAGGAACAUAGCAUUAGUGAGGGCCAGGCAGGUUUCCGCAAGAAGAGGGGGUGCGUAGACCACGUGUUCACGGUAGGGAGAAUCAUCCAAGGUAGAAAGAGGGCGGGAAAGCCGACGUACUGCUUCUUCCUGGACGUGAAAAAGGCAUACGACACCGUGUGGAGAAAUGGGUUGUGGAAACAACUGUCCAAAUACGGGAUCAAGGGGAAAAUGUGGAGAGUGCUGAAGAAGAUGACAGAGUGUACGAAAAGCGCGGUCAUGCUAGACGGAGAACUGUCAAAAUUCUUCGACAUUGAGCAGGGGGUCCCACAAGGUUGCACGCUGUCCCCAACAUUGUUCCAGGUGUUCAUCAACGAUCUGUUGGAAGUCGUAGAGGCAGUCCGGAAGGGAGUAAAAGUAGGGGACACGGAAACGUCGGUUUCAGGAAUGCUGUUUGCGGAUGAUUUUGUCGGUAUGUCGGACACCCCUGAGGGACUGCAACUGCAAAUUGACGCGGCGAAGAAGUUUACUGAUAAGUGGAGAUUGUCUGCCAACGUUCAGAAGAGUGCCGUCAUGGUAUGCAACGAGAACAAGGAGGAACCAGUAGAACAUAGAUGGAAGUGGGGGAUCGAGGAGAUUGCAGUAGUGGACCAGUACACAUACCUCGGAGUAGAGAUCGCAAAAGACUGCUCGUGGAAUGCACACAUGUCCAAGGUAGCGGAAAAGGGCAAAGCACGAGCAGGGAAGCUGCACCCAAUACUCGCAAACCGGCACCUCGAUACACGCAUCAAAUUGACGGUUUUGAAGAGCGUAAUCGUACCGCCGCUAGAGUACGCCGGAGAAGUAUGGGAAGGAAAUAAGAAGGUAGUGAAAGAACUCGAGGCGGCGCAGAUGAAAGCAGCGAAAACCAUCCUAGGAUGCUCCAGGCGCACAAGUAAUGCAGCCGUGAGGGCAGAAUUGGGGAUCCAAUCCCUACGGUCGGGAAGAGACGCGAGGAAGCUGACCUGGCAGUAUCGCAUGUGCGGGAUGGGAGAGGAGAGGAUGCCGAGAAUUGUAUGGGAGGCGAAGUGGGCAAACAAAAAGAGGGGUAGACAACCCACGGAAUGGGUCAAGGUUGUAGAGGACGUAUGGAAGGGGCUCGACAUCGACGAAGAUGAAACGCUGGAAACGGAGGGUCUACAGGGGUUCAAGGAGAAGAUAUCUGUUGCUUGUGCCGAGAGAGAAGAACAGAAUCUGAGGAAAGAAUCCAAGGAUAAGGAGGGUCUAGAAGUGUACGGAAUGUUGAAGGAAGGAAUAGGGUUCAAGGACUACCUACAUGGACCAAUGGAUGCAGGAACAAAGCUUAAGGUCAAAUUCAGGACCGGGGACAUAGGCCUUCGAGAACGUCGACGAAGACAUAGGACGGUAGACGAGGAAGACGACGAGUUCAAAUGUGAUUGCGGCUUCGAAUGCGAAGACCGUGUUCAUGUAGUCGCGGAAUGUCCGUUGUACAAGAAGGAGAGGGAAGUGUACGUGACUGAGCUGGGAAAAAUAGAUGGAACGUACAGGGAGAUGUUUGAGGCAUGGAAUAGAGAGGAAAGGACGGUAGCUGUACUGGGGCAUAGGAGGUGGGUUGAAAAGGCGGGAAGGGAUAUCGUUAGGAUAGACAGACUAGGGAAGACAUUUUUGAGCCACCUUUGGCAAAGUAGCAAGGAACGAUUGGCCAUCGGUGAUCGGUCCUGUGGGAACAAUGCCCCGUCCUCUCGAGGACGCGUGGUCGAUGGUCUAACCGCUAAGGCAUGCAAAAGAAAAAACAUAAGAACGCCUCCUCCUCAUGACAAACUGAUUUCUAGAGCAUGUGUGUCCUCCGUCACCUCGCGCCGGUAGUGGUCGUGGGUCUUCAGCGG
Messenger RNA from Ectocarpus sp. CCAP 1310/34, 3006 nucleotides. The record is from the annotation of a GenBank genome assembly. NCBI's taxonomy places the organism in Eukaryota, Phaeophyceae, Ectocarpales, Ectocarpaceae.